Molecule: messenger RNA, 1761 nt
Organism: Stylophora pistillata
Lineage: Eukaryota; Metazoa; Cnidaria; Anthozoa; Scleractinia; Pocilloporidae
Product: potassium voltage-gated channel subfamily A member 1
Biological process (GO): action potential; potassium ion transmembrane transport; protein homooligomerization
Cellular component (GO): voltage-gated potassium channel complex; membrane
Molecular function (GO): protein binding; delayed rectifier potassium channel activity
Source: RefSeq, a predicted model, not a curated record
AGCAUAUCCGCGCUCAGCCAAGUGUUAUACCCGGUGGGAGGCAGACCAUUUUCAAAACAUAUCGCCCAGACGUCGCAAUGUAGUGGUUUCUCACGCUAAAACUAAACGCUCUUUCAUAGAAUAAAUCAGCAAUUGAGAUGCGAUCGUGAUAAGCUCGGCCCAUCUGAUAUGCUGUCAUAUAUAAAUAAGUUGUCCACCACAUCAGACACAGCGGAGAUGAAAUCUGCUCUUAGGGCUACCAAUGACUUCAGGGUUGGGCCUAAAUUGUACAGUAAAAACUACAACCAACGGGCGAGUUUCCCACCAGAAGCUCUGAGCUCAUUGGGAGACUCUGCAUCAGAGGACAGAAGACUAUACGACACACGAGUAAAGAUCAACAUAAGCGGAAAAGUGUAUGAAACUCUGUAUUCGACAUUGGCGAAAUUUCCAAACACCCUUCUUGGAAAUCCCUCUAAAAGAGAGCAAUACUUUGAUCAAACGAGACAAGAGUAUUUCUUUAAUCGGAAUCGCAAUGCUUUUGAUGCAAUUUUGUUUUAUUACCAAUCGAAUGGUCUUCUCACGCGACCAAAUAACGUCAGAUUGCAAGAAUUUUGCGACGAGCUGAAUUUUUUUCAAAUCGAGGAAGAAAUUGUAAAUGAGUUCAAACGAGACGAGUGUGGAAUCGAAGAUGAAGACGAUGAAGAAGUCGUUCUGCCAUCAAAUGCUAUCUUAGCCAAACUAUGGCUGUGGUUGGAGUAUCCCAAGUAUUCUAAAGUUGCUAAACUUUUUGCUGUUUUCUCCGUUACUUUUAUCGCAAUUUACAUCUACGUUCUAUGCGCGGAGAAAAUUGAUGGCGAUAGAACAGAUACAAACUCAACAGAGUCUUCUGGGUACCAGGGGAAACACUUAACAUCAAUGCACGACAUUUUGGAAUCAGUUUGUAUUUCUUGGUUCACCUUAGAAUUCAUCUUACGACUCAUUUCAUGUCCAAACAAAUUGCGAUUCAUCCUCAACAUUUUGAAUAUAAUAGAUCUAGCCUCUAUUCUGCCAUACUAUUUCGAGCUCUCUCUAGGUGAAUUUGAAGGUGAUAACUUUAUCAACGCCACGAGACUCCUAAUAAGAGUUUCCAGGUUGUCUAAACUAGCCCGACAUCUGGACGAGCUUACAGUUCUCGCUAAAACAGUGCGCUCGACUUGGCGAGAACUUGUCAUGAUCUUGUUUUUUAUUCUCAUAACUACCGCUAUUUUUUCCGGGUGGACAUUUUAUGUGGAGUAUGAGGAGCAAAAGUCGUUUUCCAGUAUCCCCGCUACAGCUUGGUUUGUGAUCAUUUCAAUGACAAAUGUUGGAUACGGGGACAUGGUUCCAGUGACUCUGAUGGGGAAGUUACUCGGUGCUAUCUGCGCUAUAGCAGGUUUAUUAGUAAUCGCAUUACCCAGUCCCAUCAUAUUCACGAAAUUUCGUCUAUAUUACGAGAAGGAAAAGAGGAAAAAAUUGCCCAGUUAUAAAUUGUAGUCUCGGUUACUUCCGUAUCAAAUACACACUCUAGCGUACAUCAUCAAAGUGCGGGGGUUUUCACUAAUAAAAGGACGCGCGGAAUAAUUAUGAAUAAAAAAGAGAGUGUUAACUAUAACUGGAGCUCGUGAUUAAACAAAGAAAAAAUAUCUCAUGUUUUUUAGAUGGCAUCAGAACUUUGAAAUAUGAUCUUCUUGCAACAAAUUGCAAAUAGAUAUCAUUUUGGCUUGUAACACACCGGAACGUUUUACUGAUUAAAAUAUCAACUGA